Molecule: messenger RNA, 996 nt
Organism: Seminavis robusta
Lineage: Eukaryota; Bacillariophyta; Bacillariophyceae; Naviculales; Naviculaceae
Source: the annotation of a GenBank genome assembly
AUGAUUAUCAUCUGGGGACGCACCACCCGAAAAUCCUUGAGGCCCGAUAGCGCCGCCAUCCUGGGAUCCAACCCUCGUUGUCCGAUGAGGGGUUGCGACGGAAGGUGCCAGCUGUUCAACAUUACACGCUACUGCCAUGCGUACUGGAUCCCCCUCUUUCCACAAGGAGAACCCCGGCAGAUCGUUCAGUGCCGUCAAUGUCAUGCCCUGUUUGACCUCUCUGAGUAUCAGAGCUUCCAAAAAGCAGCCCUCGAUGUUGCGGCUCGAAAUGUGCUUCAGGCCAUGGCAAAUGCCAAGGCAGGAGAGAGCACACUCACCGACCUUUUGCGUCGCAAUCAAUUUACAGCGGCAGAAACCCAGGCACGAGCCAUGCUCAAGAAAGACCCAAUGAAUAUCAAUAUGAUGUGCCAUCUCAAUGUGGCCCUGAACGGGUUGGGAAGGACCCAAGAAGCCGACAAACUGGAAAGCCAAAUUGUCUUUCAAUGGCAGAAUCACUGCCGUGCGAAAUGGAUUGCCAGUGGCCGUCCCAAGGGCGUUUCAGCGUUUCCCAGGGUCAUGAUGAACCAAGCCACCUCAGAGUAUCGGUUGGAAGCCAAGCAAUUUUUCGAGCCCGAGAAGAUCAGUGAUGACACCGUCGCUCUCUACAAAAUCUUGGCCCACCCCCGAAACGACGGCCCGAACGAGCCCUUUUUGGCCCCUGACAAGAGACUCUUCAAACUAGUGAAGAGCGGCAAAUCUUUUGUGCUCAGCGAGAUCACAGCGACUGGGUCCACCACAGACGUCAUCUCGUACAUGGCAGAGCAGCCAGAUAUCCGAAAAGUGACAGCCGACGUUGCUUCCUUUUUGGGUGGCGGGGGAGAUGCGGGGAUGCCCCUGGCCACGGCUGAAGCAAUCCCUGAGGUGGCAUCGGCGGAGCCAACCAAGGGAGAAACCAUGGCUGAAAUGACGCCCCUUACCGCGGUAUGCGAAACGAAGAGCAUCCCAGAGGUCGUUUGA